This is a messenger RNA of Xylaria bambusicola, 3026 nucleotides long. RefSeq names its product golgi apyrase. The coding region runs from base 632 to 2704 and encodes 690 amino acids. Gene Ontology annotation, molecular function: nucleoside diphosphate phosphatase activity. Lineage: Eukaryota; Fungi; Ascomycota; Sordariomycetes; Xylariales; Xylariaceae. Gene Ontology annotation, biological process: nucleoside diphosphate catabolic process. Gene Ontology annotation, cellular component: membrane. The transcript is spliced from 2 exons. The record is from RefSeq and is a predicted model, not a curated record.
GCCUGGAUGUCUGCCCCCGGCCCGUUCCCAAAAGCCUCCCCUGGUCUGCCCUGGUCUUCUUCUUCUGCCCUGGCUUGCGUGCUUCUGCCCAUCAACGACUGGACACAGCCCUGUUUGUCCUAGGUAGUCAGUCAGCAGUUUUAGUCUCGUCUCGUCUUGUCAGGUUGUCUUGUCUUGGUCGACCGAGGGGGGUGCACCAUCGCAUCACAUCUCACCUCGUCUCUCGUUUCUCAUUCCCACAGGAUCCAGCCUGGAACUACGAAUUCAUUACGUGUACCUAUGCGAACCUGACUUACGCCAUCUCUGUCACUGUUUGUCGACAAUAUUCGCUCGCUACCUAUCAAAUCUUCGCUUCUCACUGUCGCAAAAUACCCCUUUACCAUUAAUGUAUAGCUUUUGACCCCCGACGCGUAAUCCUAGGUAUUCACUCCAUCGCAUCCAAUUGCCGCCACCUUGCGCUUGCUCCAGCCUACAACCUUUGGCUGAGAAUUCGAUUGACGAAUGUCGCCCGCUUGAUCGCCCGCUUACAAUAACCCUUGAGAACGUCCCAUCAUUAUCGUAGGCUCGACUAUCCCGCACUCUCGACUCGGCUACACAACCUACUCAGCUCGUACAAUCACAUCGACUCGCAAUGGGGAAGAAGUGGCGUUAUGGAGUUAUUUUGGAUGCUGGGUCUUCGGGGACCCGUCUCCAUAUCUACCGAUGGCAAGACGCCUCGAAAAUAAUAAAACAUGCAUCCAUCGAAGACCUGAAUCACCUCCCUAGCCUGGAAAAUUACUAUACCAAGAAAAUUCGGCCUGGUGUCUCGACCUGGGGCGACCACCCAGAGGAUGUUGGCCCCGAGCACCUCGAGACACUGAUCAAGAAAGCCAAGAAGAAAAUACCCGACGAUAGACAUGCUGAUACCCCCAUAUACCUAAUGGCCACAGCUGGCGUGCGGCUUCUCCCGAAAGACCAACAACGCACUCUAUUGUCCGAGAUAUGCACGUAUUUCCGCCAAGAGAGUUCGUUCUCUCUCCCUGACUGCAAUGCUCACAUCCAGGUCAUUCCUGGCGAGACGGAGGGAUUGUAUGGAUGGAUAGCUGCCAAUUACUUACUAGGAGGGUUCGACGACGCAGAAGGACAUUCUCAUGGCAAGGGUCAUCAUACGUACGGUUUUCUCGACAUGGGUGGCGCCUCGGCACAGAUUGCAUUCGCACCAAAUACUACCGUUGCGGAAGAACAUGGGAAUGAUCUCAAACUGGUACGGCUGCGCACGAUGGACGGUUCUUCCCACGAGUAUAAGGUCUUUUCCUCCACAUGGCUGGGAUUUGGUGUAAACCAGGCCCGAUCGCGAUACGUGGAGCAAUUGGUUGAUAGCAUUCUCAUUGAUGGCGAGCACGAAGUCCCCGACCCUUGUCUACCCAAAGGUUUACGCACUACCGAGACAGGUGAUAUCGUGGAAGGAACGUCGAAGCAAUUACAAUUAGUUGGGACCGGCGAAUUCGACGAGUGUAUACGGACGACAAAGCCUUUACUUGGAAAGGACAUGCCUUGUAAGGAUGAACCAUGUCUGUUCAAUGGCCAGCACGUACCGCCGAUCGAUUUCGAUGUCAAUCACUUUGUGGGUGUUUCUGAAUACUGGCAUACGACUCAUGGUGUCUUUGCGACCAAAGAGGACGACCAGGCAUACGAUUUUAAUACAUAUCAAAAGAAGGUUAUGGAGUUCUGCAGCCAGCCAUGGCAGAAAAUCGAGUCGAGCAUAGAGGCGAGAAAAACCGAUCCGUUUAAGGAGGCACAGGAGGCUUGUUUCAAGGCUUCAUGGCUAAUUAACGUCCUUCAUGAGGGUAUUGGUGUGCCGAGGAUCGGUCUAGAUGACACACCUACUCCAGGUAUCAACAUCAGUAAAACAAUUGGCGAAGCUGCGAAAGAGAAGGGCUUUUUGAACGCUUUCCAGGCUGCUGACGAGAUUGACGACAUGGAAAUUAGCUGGACGCUGGGAAAGAUGGUCCUUUAUGCAGCAGGCCAGAUCCCGCCUCAAGAGGACGAUCUUCUGCCGGUUGGGUUUGGGAGCAACACGAAAGAUAUCCCAGUAGACUUUCAACAUGCUGGCUCGAGUUAUAACAAGAGUUCGGUGGUUGACCAUGACGACGGCUGGUCCGACACUGCUGAGGACUUGAUCGAUCAUGCCAAAUCUAGAUCGGCCUCAGGCUUCUUGAUCUUCAUUAUAAUUCUCGUUGUCACUGCGUUCAUCUUCAGGAAAAGAGAUCGCCGUAUGCGACUAUACACUCGAAUCAACCAUGUACUCCGCCGACCCCGUCGACCAGGAAGUCCCCGGAAAGGAGGAGGUGGGCUGUCAGCCUUGAGAAGCAAGCUCUUCGGCCAAAGAAGUCACCACUACGAGAGGGUAAUGGAGGAAGGCGACUUGGACCAAUUCGAGCUGGGAGAUGCCUUUUCCGAUGACGACCACUCCGAAAGCAGUGCAGGGACUCGAUUUGGUCGCACCUCGGGCCUUGCUACUCCCAAACUGAAUGUCGAGUCCUUCGAUGAUCUGAAGAAGGCCAUGCCUAUGCCUAGCAACCCAAUCGAUAGGAGUGGUCUCGUUGUUAGAACGGAAAGCCGGGAGAGGUUGGUGCCGCACAUGUUGAACGCUGGCAGGAGAAGCCGAACGGGGAGCCCUACGCGGUUGAAAAGUCCGCAACUAAGCCCGCUUUCGGAAACCUAAGUUGAGGUUGACGAGAUGAUUCUUUCUCUGUAUCUAUUUUUGCCGACUAAGCGCUGUCGGUUUCUAUUUUUACUAUUAAUUCUUGGGCACACACACUAUACAUGAGCGGUUGGUGGUUUUGGCUUGAUGGGGAGUUUUAUUAUUAUUUUCACGGCAUGAUAAGUGUCAUCAAUCGAAUUGGAGUUUGGGUGUGCGAUUAAAAGUGGUACCUAUAGGAGCCGUUUGAUUUUGGUGUAGGAGGACAAUUGAAUCAUUGCUCAAUUCUGGAUUGGCGUCGGUUUUUAUCCAUACAUAAUAUGACUACAUGCAAGAUUUGAGAGAU